Molecule: messenger RNA, 3978 nt
Organism: Closterium sp. NIES-65
Lineage: Eukaryota; Viridiplantae; Streptophyta; Zygnematophyceae; Desmidiales; Closteriaceae
Source: the annotation of a GenBank genome assembly
AUGGACGUGGACGUGGACGUGGAGGACUUGGACGUGGACAUGGACGUGGAUGUGGACGUGGACGUGGACAUGGACGUGGACAUGGACGUGGACGUGAACGUGGACGUGAACGUGGACGUGGACAUGGACGUGGACGUGGACGUGGACGUGGACGUGGACGUGGACCUGGACGUGGACGUGGACGUGGACGUGGUUGUGGACGUGGACGUGGACAUGGACGUGGACGUGGACGUAGAGGUGGAGGACUUGAACGUGGACUGGACGUGGACAGAUGGAGGACUUGAACUUCGACUGGACGUGUACGUGGACGUGGACGUGAACGUAGACAUGGACGUGGACGUGGACGUGGACGUGGACAUGGACAUGGACGUGGACGUGGACAUGGACGGGGACGUGGACGUCGAAGUGGACGUGGACAUGAAGAUGGACGUGGACGUGGACAUGGACGUGGACGUGGACGUGGACAUGGACAUGGAUGUGGACAUGGACGUGGACGUGGACGUGGACGUGGACGUGGAGGUGGACGUGGACGUGGACAUGGACGUGGACGUGGACGUGGACGUGGACGUGGACAUUGUCAUGGACGUCGACAUGGACAUGGACGUGGAGGUGGUCGUGGACGUUGACAUGGACGUGGACGUGGACAUGGAGGUGGACGAGGACGUGGACGUGGAUGUGGACGUGGAUGUGGACGUGGACAUGGAUGUGGACGUGGACGUGGACAUGGACGUGAACGUGGACGUGGACGUGGACGUGGACGUGGACGUGGACAUGAACGUGGAAGUGGACGUGGACAUGAACGUGAACAUGGACGUGGACAUGGACGUGGACGUGGAUGUGGACGUGGACGUGGACCUGGACGUGGACGUGGACAUGGAGGUGGACGAGGACGUGGACGUGGACGUGGACGUGGACGUGGACGUGAACGUGGACGUGGACGUGGAUGUGGACGUGGACGUGGACGUGGACGUGGACGUAGUCGUGGACGUGGACGUGGACAUGGAUGUGGACGUGGACUUGGACGUGGACGUCGACGUGGUUGUGGACGUGGACGUGGACAUGGAGGUGGACAUGGACGUAGAGGUGGACAUGGAUGUGGUCGUGGACUGGACAGAUGGAGGACUUGAACGUGGACUGGACGUCGACGUGGACGUGGACGAGGACGUGGACGUGGACAUGGACCUGGACGUGGACGUGGACGUGGACGUGGCCAUGGACGUGAACGUGGACGUGGACAUGGACGUGGACGUGGACGUGGACGUGGACAUGGACGUGGACGUGGACGUGGACAUGGAGGUGGACGUGGACGUGGACAUGGACGUGGACGUGGACGUGGACGUGGACGUGGACAGGGACGUGGACAUGGACGUGGACGUUGAGGUGGAAGUGGACGUGGACAUGGACGUGGACGUGGACGUAGACAUUGUCGUGGACGUCGACGUGGACGUGGACGUGGACGUGGUCGUAGACGUGGAUGUAGACGUAGACGUGGACGUGGACGUGGACAUGGACGUGGACGUGGACGUGUACGUGGACGUGGACGUGGACGUGGACGUGGACAUGGACGUGGACGUGGACGUGUACGUGGACGUGGACGUGGACGUGGACGUGGACGUAGACGUGGAGGACUUGGACGUGGACGUGGACGUGGACGUGGACGUGGACGUGGAUGUGGACGUGGACGUGGACGUGGAGGUGGACGUGGACGUGGACAUGGCUGUGGACGUGGACGUGGACGUGGAGGACUUGGACGUGGACAUGGACAUGGACAUGGACGUGGACGUGGACGUGGACGUGGACGUUGACGUGGACAUGGACGUGGACGUGGACGUGGACGUGGACAUGGACAUGGACGUGGACAUGGACGUGGACGCGGACGUGGAUAGGGAAGUGGACCUGGACGUGGACGUGGACAUUGACGUGGACAUGGAUGUGGACGUGGACAUGGAAGUGGACAUGGAUGUGGACGUGGACGUGGACGUGGACGUGGACAUGGACGUGGACGUGGACGUGGACGUGGAUGUGGACGUGAACGUGUACAUAGACGUGGACAUGGACGUAGACGUGGAGGACUUGGACGUGGACGUGGACGUGGACGUGGAUGUGGACGUGGACGUGGAGGUGGACGUGGACGUGGACGUGGACGUGGACGUGGACGUGGACGUGGACAUGGACGUGGACGUGGACGUGGACAUCGACGUGGACGUGGACAUUGUCGUGGACGUGGAUGUGGUCGUGGACGUGGACGUGGACGUGGGCGUGGACGUGGAGGACGUGGACGUGGACGUGGACGUGGACGACGUGGACCUGGACGUGGACGUGGACGUGGACGUGGACGUGGAAGUGGAGAUGGACGUGGACGUGGACGUGGACGUGGACGUGGACAUGGACGUGGACGUGGACAUGGACGUGGACGCGUGGUUGUGGACGUGGACGUGGACGUGGACGUGGUCACGUGGACGUGACGUGGAUGUGGACAUUGUCGUGGACCUGGACAUUGUCGUGGACAUGGACGUGGACGUGGUCGUGGACGUGGACGUGGUCGUGGACGUGGACGUGGACGUGGACGUGGACAUGGACAUGGACGUGGACGUGGACAUGGACGUGGACGUAGACGUGGACGUGGACGUGGACAUGGACAUGGACAUGGACGUGGACGUUGACGUGGACGUGGACGUGGAGGACUUGGACGUGGACAUGGACAUGGACGUGGACGUGGACGUGGACGUUGACGUGGACAUGGACGUGGACGUGGACGUGGACGUGGACAUGGACGUGGACGUGGACAUGGACGUGGACGUGGACGUGGAUAGGGAAGUGGACCUGGACGUGGACGUGGACAUGGACGUGGACAUGGAUGUGGACGUGGACAUGGACGUGGACAUGGAUGUGGACGUGGACGUGGACGUGGACGUGGACAUGGACGUGGACGUGGAUGUGGACAUGGAUGUGCACAUGGACAUUGACAUGGACGUGGACGAUGACGUGGACGUGGACGUGGACAUGGACGUGGACGUGGACGUGUACGUGGACGUGGACGUGGACGUGGACAUGGAUGUGGACGUGGACGUGGACAUGGAGGUGGACGUGGACGUGGACGUGGACGUGGACAUGGAGGUGGACGUGGACGUGGACGUGGACGUGGACGUGGACAUGGACGUGGACGUGGACAUGGACGUGGACGUGGACGUGGACGUGGACAUGGACGUGAACGUGGACGUGGACGUGGACAUUGUCGUGGACGUGGACGUGGACGUGGACGUGGACGUGGUCGUUGGAGAUGGACGUGGACGUGGACGUGGAGGUGGACGUGGACGUGGACAUGGACGUGGAUGUGGACAUGGACGUGGACGUGGACAUGGACGUGGACGCGUGGUCGUGGACGUGGACGUGGACGUGGAUGUGGUCGUGGACUUGGACGUGGACGUGGACGUGGACGUGGACGUGGACGUGGACAUGGACGUGGACCUGGACGUGGACGUGGACGUGGACGUGGACAUGGACGUGGACAUGGACGUGGACGUGGACGUGGAUGUGGACAUUGUCAUGGACGUGGACGAAGACGUGGACGUGGACGUGGUCGUGGACGUGAACGUGGACGUGGACGUCGACGUGGACGUGGACAUGGACGCGGACGUAGACGUGGAUGUGGACAUUGUCGUGGACCUGGACAUUGUCGUGGACAUGGACGUGGAAGUGGUCGUGGACGUGGUCGUGGACGUGGACGUGGACGUGGACGUGGACGUGGACAUGGACAUGGACGUGGACGUGGACGUGGACAUGGACGUGGACGUAGACGAGGAUGUGGACGUGGACAUGGACAUGGACAUGGACGUGGACGUGGACAUGGACAUGGACAUGGACGUGGACGUAGACGUGGACGUGGACAUAGACAUGGACGUGGACGUGGACGUGGACAUGGACGUGGAGAUGGACGUGGACGUGGACGUGGACAUGAACGUGGACAUGGACGUGUAA